AUGAUUCCUCCUUCCGCUAGUUCCUUGUUAGCCUUGAAGCCUAAGAACUUUGACGUUGCUGAUGCACUUCUUGGUCUUGGCGUCAAUGUGUCUGAGAUCCCUGCCUUGGUACAGGACUCAAAGCGAUCGACCACUGGGUGUGCUGCUGCCGUAAGUGAACAUUGCAAAUCACUCAAAUUCCUCUAUGGAGAUGCGGCUGUAGAGACACAAGGUGAAGUGGCAUACGAAGCCUUCACAAGCUCAUACUGGUCCGCAAACCAGGGCGAUGUCGAUCCCCAAUGCAUCUUCAAACCAUCAAAGGCAAAGGAUGUAUCUGUCGUUGUUCUCUUGUCCCGUCUAACACAAUGUCCCUUCGCGGCCAAGAGUGGUGGCCAUGCAGCCAUGGCUGGCGCGUCCUCGGCUGAGGGUGGUAUCACGAUUUCAUUCACCAACCUGAAGGGUGUCAGUCUCUCCAAGGACAAGAAGGUUGCUUCUAUUGAGCCUGGCAAUACCUGGGGCCCUGUGUUUGAGGAGCUUUCCAAGUCGGACGUCACUGUUAUUGGAGGACGGCUGUCCAACAUCGGUGUCGGAGGACUCACAACAGGAGGCGGUAUCUCCUACUUCUCCAACCUGCACGGCUGGGCUUGCGACAACGUUGACAGUUACGAGGUGGUCCUGGCCAACGGUGCCAUUGUCAAGGCCAGUGCCAAGAAGCACAAAGACCUCUACUGGGCCCUCCGCGGUGGCGGCAACAACUUUGGUCUUGUCGUCAAGUUUAACCUCAAGACCGUUCCCCUUCCUGGUGGUCAGAUGUGGGGAGGCAAUCGAGCCUUCACCGAGGACAAGUUCCCCGAACUCACCAAAGCCGUCGUCGGCCUUGUCAACAACUCUCCCAAGGAUCCCAAGGCCGGUUUCUGGGCGGUCUGGGGAUCUUUGAACGGCACAAAGCUUGGUCUUCCUACUCUUUACUAUGCUGAGCCUGAUGGUGGUGAUGCAAAGAUUUGGGAUGAGAUUGGCGCUAUUACGCCCGUUUCUGAUACUACUGGGAACAAGGAUCUUGGCGCUUGGGCUAAGGAGAACAUGGAGGGUGCGCCUAUUGGUCUGCGUGAGAUGUACUAUGUCAUCUCUACCAAGGUUGACAGUGGUAUCGUCGACUUCUUCAAGGAUCUUUUCUUCGACAAGCUUCCUGAUGUUGAAAACAUCCCUGGCAUCUUCCCCAACAUAGUCGUCCAGGGUAUCACCACUCCUCAGCUCAAGAAGAUGCAGACAAACGGAGGCAACGCUCUGGGUCUUGAUGAGACGGAUGGACCCGUUCUCAUUGUUCAGCUCUGCGCCAUGUGGCUGAACAAGUCCGACGAUGAGGCCAUCUACAAGUGGAUGUCGGAUAUCAUGAGGAAGACCAAGGAGGAGUCCAAGGCUCGAGGUGUGGACAACGAUUAUCUCUACAUGAACUAUGCCAGUCAGUUCCAGGAUGUCGUCACCAACUACGGUACCGAGAACAAGGCCAAGCUGAAGAGUAUCUCCAAGAAGUAUGAUCCUCAGCAGGUCUUCCAGGUGUUGCAGCCGGGAUACUUCAAGCUGGAGGGGGCUCCCGUGCCUGACUCUGGGUACUUCUCACACUAG
This is a messenger RNA of Fusarium vanettenii 77-13-4, 1602 nucleotides long. RefSeq lists its product as uncharacterized. The record is from RefSeq and is a predicted model, not a curated record. The transcript is spliced from 5 exons. Bases 1 to 1602 code for a protein of 533 amino acids. Gene Ontology annotation, molecular function: FAD binding. Lineage: Eukaryota; Fungi; Ascomycota; Sordariomycetes; Hypocreales; Nectriaceae.